Molecule: messenger RNA, 2182 nt
Organism: Rhodamnia argentea
Lineage: Eukaryota; Viridiplantae; Streptophyta; Magnoliopsida; Myrtales; Myrtaceae
Product: protein PECTIC ARABINOGALACTAN SYNTHESIS-RELATED
Exons: 11
Coding region: 110-1792 (560 amino acids)
Source: RefSeq, a predicted model, not a curated record
UCUGUACCGGCAUAACCUCUUCUUCCCUUCUGUAAAUAAAACAGGCAGCGUCUGGUCACACCGACGAUCGACCAUAUCACCGAAGCUGGCCUUCAGUCCGAAGCGAGCCAUGGCCGAGCUCCGGCACUCGAGCUCGCUCGGAAGCCGGGCCUCGUCCUCUCCGAUGAAGCGCGACGGCGACUCCUCGCCCCUCGUCCCCGAUUCCCGCCCCGUCGGCCACGACGACGACGACGACGGCGGCGGCGGCGGACGCCAUUCCUCCCGGGAUCGCGACCGUCCGCUCUGGUCGCACGUCCACUCCCUCUGCCCCCCUCAUUUCCCCGAUGACCCUAGGGUUUCCCCUCACAGCUCCAGGAUCUCGGUCUUCCUGCUCCUCGUCGUCGCUCUCGUCGGGCUGAUCUCGAUCUUCUCCAUCGUGCAUCGCCUGAAUGCCCCAUACCUCUGCCGGAAAGAUGGCAUCGUUCUUCAUUGCCCUCGUGUCAAGGAGUCUCCUUCGCUUUGGGAAAAUCCAUACUCGGCAACCACUUCAUGGAAGCCUUGUGCUGAGCGUCGUGAUGGUGGAAUAUCGAAUGUUCCUCCUGAGAAUGAAACAAAUGGCUACAUAUUCAUCUAUGCUGAGGGCGGUUUGAAUCAACAAAGAAUCGCGAUAUGCAAUGCUGUUGCUGUUGCUAAAAUUUUGCAUGCUACUCUUAUUUUACCAGUAUUAAAGCAGGAUCAGAUCUGGAAAGAUCAAACGAAAUUUGAGGAUAUUUUCGAUGUGGACCAUUUCAUUGAUUAUCUGAAAGAUGAUGUUCGGAUUGUGCGCGAUAUCCCUGAGUGGUUCACUGAUAAGUCAGAGCUGUUGACAAGCAUCAGACGGACAGUGAAGAAUAUUCCAAAAUAUGCACCCGCACAAUUUUACAUUGACAAUGUUCUACCUCGCAUCAAGGAGAAAAAGAUAAUGUCGCUUAAACCCUUUGUCGAUCGUCUUGGGUAUGAUAAUGUUCCCCCAGAGAUCAACAGACUUAGGUGCAGGGUGAAUUACCAUGCUCUUAAGUUUCUCCCAGAAAUUGAAGAAAUGUCGAAUUUACUGGCAUCAAGGAUGAGAAACCGCACUGGCAGUCAGAAUCCCUACAUGGCGCUUCAUCUUAGGUUUGAGAAAGGGAUGGUUGGCUUGUCUUUUUGCGAUUUUGUGGGGACAAGGGAGGAGAAAGCUAAAAUGGCUGAAUACAGAAAAAAGGAAUGGCCUCGGCGGUAUAAAAAUGGUUCUCAUCUAUGGCAGCUGGCCCUGCAGAAGAGGAAGGAAGGCCGAUGUCCUCUUGAGCCAGGGGAAGUUGCUGUGAUUCUGCGAGCAAUGGGUUAUCCCAAGGAAACUCAAAUUUAUGUUGCCUCUGGGCAGGUAUAUGGUGGUCAGAAUCGAUUGGCACCACUAAGGAACAUGUUCCCCAAUCUGGUGACAAAGGAGGAGCUGACGACAAAGGAGGAGCUUGAUGGUUUCAGAAAGCACGUGACAAGCUUGGCAGCCCUUGAUUUUCUGGUAUGCUUGAAGUCUGAUGUUUUUGUGAUGACCCAUGGAGGCAAUUUCGCUAAAUUGAUAAUUGGGGCACGGAGAUACAUGGGCCACCGGCUUAAAUCAAUAAAACCUGAUAAGGGCCUCAUGUCUAAAUCUUUCGGUGAUCCCUACAUGGGUUGGGCGACAUUUGUUGAGGAUGUAGUCGUAACCCACCAGACAAGGACUGGAUUGCCCGAGGAGACAUUUCCUAACUAUGAUAUAUGGGAGAAUCCUCUGACUCCUUGCAUGUGUAGAGCUUAAAACGAGGGCGUCUAAUGAGAAUUUUCUCGUGCACUAGCCCUGGCAGAGCGUUCUUUUUAGGUGUGCUCUUAAACUGGGACAGUAAUCUCUAUUCACUGUGCAAGGUGUGAAGAGUUUGUGCCAUAAGCUGAACACGUCUCUGAGUUGGCAGAAGAUCUUGGAUUUGAGCUCAUUUGUACGAGUAACUGAGCUGCAGGACUUGGGUCUCCACAUUAUUGCGGAGGGUCGUGUAUUACAGCCUUUGCUCAUGUCGCAGUGCAGAGACCUGCUCUCAGACGGUCAAAUGGUUUUCUAGUUUUAGCAUAUCCUUUCUAGCGGAUCAUGUGAGGCAAUUUCCUGUAAAGCAACUUUGAGAUGAGCAAGAGAGCAAUUUUUGUGGUUUUUUUGGUU